This is a messenger RNA of Drosophila hydei, 553 nucleotides long. RefSeq lists its product as uncharacterized. The transcript is spliced from 2 exons. The coding region runs from base 98 to 421 and encodes 107 amino acids. The record is from RefSeq and is a predicted model, not a curated record. Lineage: Eukaryota; Metazoa; Arthropoda; Insecta; Diptera; Drosophilidae.
AGCCGAAACGUUUGUCUGUUUGUUGCGAUUACGCGGCGCAUUAAGUGAGAGAUUUACAAAAAAAAAAAACAAAAAAAAAAAAACAAAAGCAAACAUAAUGCUGAGACCAGGUCCAUUUCACAUAAGCCUUGCCUUGCUGCUUUUGUGCCAGGCCCUGGCCGUUGAGUACUCCAAUCCCAAGUCGCAAGUGGAAUAUAUAAGUGUACACCCAGGCGAUAAGCCGAAUAUUGUGCCUAUCACACGACCUCCACUGCUCAACCAAACGCCACCGCCGCCGCCGGGCAAUUCCAAGAACUUUGCCUAUAAUCCAAACACGCAAACCUGGACCAAGAUUUCGGCACACGAUCCACAGCCGGAUGAGGAUACUUUGAUUUGGAAUCAAAGCAAUGAUAAGUGGCUAACCAACGUCCCGGGAUCUUAGAGAUAUGUUAAGUAGAAGUGAAAAGGAAAACAUAAAGCAUUCAUCACAAAUAUACAAAAAAAAUUUACUUUCACGUUAAUUUUUUAAAUAUAAACACAAGCUUUUGCCUAUUUACGUAUUUGCAUUAUAGAA